This is a messenger RNA of Medioppia subpectinata, 1351 nucleotides long. The record is from the annotation of a GenBank genome assembly. Lineage: Eukaryota; Metazoa; Arthropoda; Arachnida; Sarcoptiformes; Oppiidae.
UGCAUUAAUUAGUGUUUGUUUAGCACACAAUCAAUUGAUUAUCACAUAGUAUUCACACAAUACUAUCCAUUCAAUUGAAUGCUUCAAUAGUUGUCUGCAUUUCAAUGAAUUGAUUGUUUGAUUGAAAGUGAGAUUCAAAGCGAUUCGCGUUUGAGAGAUGAAAGUUCAGAAUAAGUUGAGGUCAUGUCUGGCCAUUGCCGUCGGCGGAAGCAUCACUUUUGCCGGAAUCAGUUUAUAUAAAGGCAACGAUAAGUUUUAUAGGGAAGCCGUUAUGCCAUUGAUUCACACUGUGAUGGACGCCGAGACGGCUCACACUCUGGCCAUAAAAGCGGCCAAAUUUGGAUUCGUUCCCCGACUCGAAGACGACUCCACUCUUAUACCACUUCUAAAAACAAGUUUAUGGGGUUUGGAGUUCAAGAAUCCGAUUGGUUUGGCCGCGGGUUUUGAUAAAGACGGACAGGCGGUCACCGGCUUAUCUAAAUUGGGCUUUGGUUUCAUUGAAAUUGGAUCCUGCACACCAGAGCCACAGCCGGGAAAUGAUAGGCCGCGAGUGUUUAGGUUAUUGGCCGACAGAGCCAUUAUUAAUAGGUAUGGAUUCAAUAGCGCCGGUCACGAGAGUCUUCAACAAAAUAUCCAAAAAUUAGCCAAAAAUAGUGAGAGAAUUAUAAUCGGUUUAAAUUUGGGCAAAAAUAAGUCGACUCAAGAUAUGGCCGACGAUUAUAUUAAAGGAUUGGUUAAGUUUUACGAUUGCGAAGCAAUUGAUUACUUAGUUCUCAACAUUUCGUCUCCAAAUACAUCCAAUUUAAGAGAUUUGCAGAAUAAGAGAGAACUCAAAGAUCUGAUUGAAAGAGUGAUCAAAGUUAGAAACGAACACAAGAUUUGUAAGCCUUUGUUAAUAAAGAUCGCGCCCGACCUGAACGACACCCAAUUGCGGGAUAUCAUUGAUUUGAUCAAUAAGUUUGCGACAAACAAAUGCAAAGCGGGUAUCGAUGGACUCAUUGUAUCCAAUACUACAGUCGGCAGACCUGAUAUUCUCAAGAGCGACGACAAACUGAUCGCAGAGACCGGAGGUCUUAGUGGCCUUCCAUUGAAGGACAAGUCAACCGAAAUGAUUAAAAGUGUAUAUAAGUUAACGGGAGGUAAGGUUCCUAUCAUUGGUGUCGGCGGUGUAUUCACUGGUAGCGACGCCUACGACAAGAUCAGUGCCGGCGCUUCACUCAUUCAAAUCUAUACAGCGCUCGCAUAUGAGGGACCACAAAUUGUGGCCAAAAUAAAACGAGAAUUAGCAGAGAUUGUGAGAUCAAAAGGUUUCGAUAAUAUCGUCGAAGCCGUCGGAAAAGAUCACAAAUGA